CUAGCUCCAAAACUCCAUAGACAGACGCCGAGAGCUGGCGAUAGUAUCUCAAAGAAGCAAGGCAUCGAAAUUCGAAGGCCACUCUGAUUCAACACUGCACGAAAACCUUAUCUUAUACAUAUAUAUUCCGAUUUUCAAUAUUCUUCCGGAAAUUUUCCAGGAAAAAUUAGAACUGCAGCCUCCACUCACAUCUCUACUCUGAUAGAAUUAGGUUCUUUUUUUUUUUUAAUUUUAUCUGGGAUUAGCGGAUAUCUGGUUUUUGGGAUAUCGAUGGGCUUGAUGGUGGUUGUGCACUGAUGUCACUGUUCUGGAUUGUGAUUCGUCGGCUUGCAGAGAUCGAGGCAAUGGCUAUGUCGAAAAAGGUGAUUACAAGAGAAGAGUGGGAAAAGAAGCUCAAUGAUGUAAACAUUAGGAAAAAAGACAUGAAUAAAUUGGUGAUGAAUUUUCUUGUUACUGAGGGUUAUGUUGAUGCUGCCGAGAAAUUCCGGAUGGAGUCUGGAACUGAACCAGAUAUAGAUCUUGCAACAAUCACAGAUCGCAUGGCUGUUAAGAAGGCAGUACAAUCUGGAAAUGUGGAGGAUGCAAUUGAGAAAGUUAAUGAUUUAAAUCCUGAGAUACUGGAUACAAAUCCCCAACUGUUUUUCCAUCUCCAACAGCAGCGGUUGAUAGAAUUGAUUCGAAAUGGAAAAGUAGAAGAGGCUUUGGAGUUUGCUCAGGAGGAGCUUGCACCUAGGGGUGAAGAAAAUCAAAGUUUUUUAGAAGAGUUGGAGAGGACUGUUGCGCUGCUGGCUUUUGAAGAUGUCACCAACUGCCCUGUUGGAGAACUUCUGGACAUUUCACAACGCCUGAAGACAGCUAGUGAAGUGAAUGCAGCCAUCCUAACUAGCCAGAGUCAUGAAAAAGAUCCAAAGCUUCCAAGUUUGUUAAAAAUGUUGAUAUGGGCUCAGAACCAACUUGAUGAGAAAGCUGCUUAUCCUCGAAUAAACGACCUAUCUACUGCCAUGCUUGAAGACCCUUCAGUUUGAAAGGCUAUGUGGUGUUGUGGAAGAUUUGGAUCGUCUUAGAAUGAAAACAUGUAGUUGAUGAAAUCAUCAAAUUUGUGUAUUGUGUUUACAUAAUGACUCUAGGCAGUUAUUUGUUGGAUGAUGAUAGAAUUUGAUUGAUGAUAGAAUUUGGUUGAUGCUUAUUCUCUUCUUCUAAGAUGUUCAAUGGCCUAAACUCUGGUGUAAUUGAUUUUUUUUUUACAAAUGCAAUCAGCUUUAUUUG
Hevea brasiliensis (rubber tree) is the source of this 1266-nucleotide messenger RNA. RefSeq names its product protein GID8 homolog. Gene Ontology annotation, molecular function: protein binding. The transcript is spliced from 7 exons. NCBI's taxonomy places the organism in Eukaryota, Viridiplantae, Streptophyta, Magnoliopsida, Malpighiales, Euphorbiaceae. The record is from RefSeq and is a predicted model, not a curated record. The coding region runs from base 297 to 1025 and encodes 242 amino acids. Gene Ontology annotation, cellular component: cytoplasm; nucleus. Gene Ontology annotation, biological process: proteasome-mediated ubiquitin-dependent protein catabolic process.